AACAAUGCAAAGUAUAAUUUUAUUUUCAAACAAAUCCACUCCAACUACUUAAAUAUUACGGAAAGUUUAAAUAUUAUUACAAUAUUGUAGUACUGUAUUGUAAAGAGCUUUAGAGUCGUUUUCUUAUCCUAGUUACAUUUGUUCUCUGAAUACAAGGCGAAGAACAAAGAUAUUUAACGUCACCUAACUUUAAAGCCAUUUAGGUCUGUCCUCUGUACUAAAACAGUAAAUAUCACACAGUCUUCAGGAAAGCCAUAAAUACAGUAAAGAAGCCCAGCAGACAGGAAUCACACCUGCUGUCACAACACAUUCUUCUACUGGACUAUUCUGACUCACUGUUGUAAUGAUGGAGUGUGUUAUAGAGAAGAGUGAUGAAGAAUCAUACACAAUGAGAGAUGAAGAUACUGAGGAAGAAACAGAGCUGAUGGGAGUGAAAGAGGAACAUGAAAAGGAAGAUGAACAUCACCACGACAAUUUCAGAACUGAAGAAAAUUCUUUCAGCUCCUCUCAAACUGAUGAGAAUUCCGCUCUGGAAAAAGCUGAUGACAACAGUUCUUUUGUAUGCCAUGUUUGCAGUAAGACUUUCUCACAAAAAAGGCACCUUACGUAUCAUAUGAGGAUUCACACAAGAGAAGACCCUUACACCUGCCCGCAGUGUGGAAAGAGUUUUUUACAAAGAAGAUAUCUUGAUCAUCACAUAAAGACUCACUCUAGAGGGAGGCUAUACUCCUGUCCUCAAUGUGAUAAGGCUUUCAAAAGUAAAGGGAAUCUUCAAGAACAUAUACUGACUCACACUGACCAAAAGCCUUUCUCAUGCCCUCAAUGCGGAAAGAGUUUUAAAUCUAAGAGAAGCCUUACUAGUCACAUGAAGUUUCACACUUGUGUCACCUGCCCUCAGUGUGAUAAGACUUACACAAGUAAAGCAAAUCUAGAGAAUCACAUACGAGUUCACACGGGAGAGAAACCUUUCACAUGCCCUCAGUGUGAUAAGACUUACACAUAUAAAGCAAAUCUAGAGAAUCACAUACGAGUUCACACGGGAGAGAAACCUUUCAAGUGCCCUCAGUGUGAUAAGGCUUACACAUGUAAAGCAAGUCUAGAUAAUCACAUACGAGUUCACACGGGAGAGAAACCUUUCACAUGCCCUCAGUGUGAUAAGAGUUUUACACAACGAGGACAUCUUAAAUAUCACAUACGGAUUCAUACAGGUGAGAAGCCUUACUUGUGUCAUCUGUGUGAUAAGAGUUUCACACACAGACCGAGUCUCAAACGUCAUCUGAUGAGACACUCGAAUGAAAGGCCGUUUAGCUGCGAUCAGUGCGAUCAAAGGUUUCUUACUGCAACGCUGCUAAACAGACACCAAAAGACUCAUACCCCUGUGAAAGGUGGCGUGUGCUCUGUGUGGAAAGAGUUUCACAUGUAAGCAAUAUGAAGUGUCACACUAGUGAUUGGCCUUUCACCUGCGCUUAGGGUGGGAGGGAUUACUAUUUAAAUUACUUCUAGAGGCAAAGAGAAAUCUUUAAAAUUGUUAAGGGAAUUUAUAUAACUUAUUUUCCUUUUUGUAAGUGUUUUAAUAAAGUUGUGCUUUGCUGAC
Molecule: messenger RNA, 1594 nt
Organism: Triplophysa rosa
Lineage: Eukaryota; Metazoa; Chordata; Actinopteri; Cypriniformes; Nemacheilidae
Product: gastrula zinc finger protein XlCGF8.2DB-like
Exons: 3
Coding region: 344-1423 (359 amino acids)
Biological process (GO): regulation of DNA-templated transcription
Molecular function (GO): RNA polymerase II cis-regulatory region sequence-specific DNA binding; DNA-binding transcription factor activity, RNA polymerase II-specific
Source: RefSeq, a predicted model, not a curated record